Molecule: messenger RNA, 3297 nt
Organism: Trichomycterus rosablanca
Lineage: Eukaryota; Metazoa; Chordata; Actinopteri; Siluriformes; Trichomycteridae
Gene: pfkfb4b
Product: 6-phosphofructo-2-kinase/fructose-2,6-biphosphatase 4b
Exons: 14
Coding region: 52-1488 (478 amino acids)
Biological process (GO): fructose metabolic process; fructose 2,6-bisphosphate metabolic process
Cellular component (GO): cytosol
Molecular function (GO): ATP binding; fructose-2,6-bisphosphate 2-phosphatase activity; 6-phosphofructo-2-kinase activity
Source: RefSeq, a predicted model, not a curated record
CUGCUCAGUGUCAGAUCAGAGCUGGAGAAACGGAAUGUGACAGAUACAGGGAUGAGUUAUAACGAUAAUCGAAGCACGGCAGCACAGCCCCGGGAGCUGACGCAAAACCCUUUACAUAAAACAUGGAUGCCGUGCAAGAAUGGACUGCCGGUGAAACACAUUUCUCAGAGAAGAGUAUGCAUGACCAACUGUCCCACCCUAAUAGUGACAGUGGGGUUGCCAGCCAGAGGAAAAACCUACAUCUCAAAAAAACUCACUCGCUACCUUAACUGGAUUGGUGUACCAACAAAAGAGUUUAAUGUUGGGCAGUAUAGGAGGGAGUGCGUGAAGGUCUACAAGAACUUUCAGUUCUUUCGUCCAGAUAACGAGGAAGGACUAAAGAUCAGGAAACAGUGUGCUCUGACAGCGCUAAAUGAUGUGAGGCAGUACCUCAGCAUAGAAGAAGGCCAAGUGGCUGUUUUUGAUGCCACUAACACUACAAGAGAAAGAAGGAAUAUGAUCAUUAAAUUUGCAGAACAAAAUGGCUACAAGGUGUUUUUUGUCGAGUCUGUGUGUGAAGAUCCUGAAGUUAUUGCCCAAAACAUUGUGCAGGUAAAGCUGGGGAGUCCUGAUUACAUCGACUGUAACACCGAAGAGGCCGUUCAGGACUUCAUGAAAAGAAUCAAAUGUUAUGAAAACUCCUAUCAGCCACUUGAUGAGAACUUGGACAGGGAGCUGCCAUUCAUCAAGGUGAUUGAUGUGGGAAAGCGAUUUUUAGUAAAUCGUGUAAUGGACCACAUUCAGAGCCGAAUUGUCUAUUACUUAAUGAAUAUCCAUAUCACUCCACGCUCCAUCUACCUCUGUCGCCACGGAGAAAGUGAGCUCAACAUUAAAGGAUGCAUCGGUGGGGACUCGGGCUUGUCUUUACAUGGCAAAGAGUUUGCACUUUGUCUGGGCAGAUUUAUUAAGGAACAGAAUAUAAAGGAUCUGAAAGUCUGGACGAGUCAAAUGAAGAGAACGAUUCAGACUGCAGAGGCUCUGGGUGUACCGUAUGAACAGUGGAAAGCUUUAAAUGAGAUAGAUGCUGGAGUGUGUGAGGAGAUGAUGUAUGAAGAGAUUCAGGAGCAUUAUCCUCAUGAGUUUGCUUUGAGAGACCAGGACAAGUACCGCUAUCGUUACCCUAAAGGAGAGUCUUAUGAGGACCUAGUACAGCGACUGGAGCCGGUCAUAAUGGAACUUGAGAGACAAGAAAAUGUUCUGGUUAUCUGCCACCAGGCUGUCAUGCGCUGUCUCCUUGCUUACUUUCUGGACAAAAGCUCAGAUGAGUUACCCUAUCUGAAAUGCCCCCUACACACUGUGCUGAAGCUCACUCCAGUGGCUUAUGGAUGUAAAGUUGAGUCCAUCUCUCUCAAUGUGGAAGCAGUGAACACUCACAGAGACAAACCUGAGAAUGUUAACAUUUCUCGUCUGGCGGAGGAGGCACUUCUCACAGUUCCUGCACACCAGUGACAUGCACAUCUCAUUCAAACUCUGUUAAGAUAUACACUCCUUGCAUUCCUAAUUCUGCAUUCUUAAUAUUUACACUGAACUAAUUUUUUUGUGAUGGUCAUGAAUCUAAUGGACUGAUAAUUGGAAUGUAGUUCUAUGAGGAACUGAAGUGCAGGGGUGCGUACAUACAUACAUGUGUGUUUACGUUUAUUUGUAUGUGUGGUUGGAUUUUUUUUUUUUAUGAUUAACAAGAUGAAAUAUCAAAACAUGUUUAAAUUGCACUUUGUGUUUGUGUGUGUGUGUGGGGGGUGUGUUUAACUACACUGUGUUAAACAUACAAAACCAAGUUUUUGCCUCAUUUUUGAACACAUGGGGGAAUAACAUACACAUACCUCUGAAGUCUCAUACAUUGGGUUCUGUGGUUUUGAGGUGUAGUCAGUGACUGCUGUCCUGUCAUUUAGUUUUGGCUAGCAAGCUGGCAAAAAGUGUUAAGUUGUGCCGUACCACCACAGUUUAUCAAAUAAAUGUGAUUUGGGUAUUUAUGUUAAUAGGAAAUGGUACCAGGAUCAGAAAUCAAAUGGUUACUGUAACCCUGUUUACAAGUGCACUUUUACCCAGAAAUCUUUUAGGGUUAUAGUAAGCCUUAAUUGCUGAUUCUGCUACAUUUAACAGAAAUGCUCACAUCCCUUCCAUUUGUUUAACUGUGGUUUAAAACUUUAAAACUGACACACAACCACAUUUUACAGUGUUAAUGUUUCAGCUUUCUUGUCAAUGUUAAUUGAUUAGGCAAUAGAAAUUGUGUGUUUUGUAAAGUGCAGUGCAAACAAGAAUCUGUGAUUGGUUAAGGGCCUGAUGAAAGCUAUAGCUCCCCUAGGUGAAUUUAUUCCAGAAGUUCCAUAUUUUUCCCAAAGAAAUCACUUUAUUUUACUGACCAACUUGGUUGUAUUUUGGCAAUAUAAACUAACUCUCGGGCAGCAUUGCAUAAGAAACCUGUGAGAAAUAUAGGCAAUGGGCUUGGUAGUAUUUUGGAAAACUGUUGUCACUUAACACAAUCAGUUGCCACAGCAGGAAAUGGAACAGUCAGCUCAUGUCUUGUGUUGAGCAAGAACAGGCAACAGUUCCACAGUCCUGAAUUCCCAAACCACUAAAAGUGUCAUUAGGAGGAAAGAUUAUGUAACAGUAGUAAACGUGUGUUGCAGGCAUCAAAUUCUUAAUUGUAUUUAGUAAAAAUAAACAAAUGGUCAGUGAAGAACACUGUUGAUCGGUGACAAAUCAGACUCUUUUUAUUGCUAUUUGAUAAAAUGUCCCAACUUUUCUGGAAAUGGGGUUUGGGCAAAAAUUGAGCUAUUACAACUUUAACUCAAAAUAACUGUCACAUAAAUCUAAAAUUAACCUAUAGUAAUGAUCUAUUAAUGAUCUAACUGAUUUAUUGAAGAAUUAAAACACCAUGUUGCUGUGAUGAGAUAUUUGUACACUAAACUGUAUUAAACUUUAAAAUAAUCAUACAGUAACACAUUUGAAAUGUUUCAGGGUAAUACAUUGAGGAGAACGUAAACAACGCUCUUUUUGUAUUUUAUUAAAGUCUUUAUUUUCUUGUAAAUAUGAAUGCAUUGUAUGUAUUGUGUUUCUAUUUGAUCUUGAUUUGCAUGUAAAUAUCUGAUUAUUUUGUUGUGUGUACAGAACUUUACUGUGUUAGGACAAUCGGAAUAAAAUGUCUGAAUUAUGCACAUGACUGGUCUAAUCCCAUAAGCACAAAUCCAUAAUGUUUCAUCUACUGAUUAGUCUUCCACAUUAGUGUUUCAUCUCCAAUAAAAGUGGAUGUUAAAACAA